AUGGCGAACUCACGCAAUGCCUCCGUUUCCAGCGACCUACCAGCCAAAGACAUGGUGAAGACCGCUCAUCUCGAGAUGGGCAACGAGGAUGGGCAUCCUCACGAACUCCCACCAGACCAGCAUAAGAAGAUGUUCAGAAAGAUUGAUAUUCGACUCAUGCCAAUGCUUGCUGCAUUGUAUCUGAUUGCCAAUCUGGAUCGAGCGAAUAUCGGUAACGCCAAGAUCGAAGGACUCGAGAAAGAUCUCAACAUGAAAGGAGCCGACUACAACAUAGCCAACAUGAUUUUCUUUGUGCCGUAUAUUCUUUGCGAAGUGCCGGCGAACAGUAUCCUGAUCUUGUUCAAGCGGCCCUCCACCUGGCUCGGCUUUAUCACCACAUCCUGGGGUAUCGUGAUGACUUGCUCCGGAUUCUGCCAGAACUUCGGCGGGCUUGUUGCGUGUCGCUUCAUCCUGGGAAUCUUUGAGGCUGGGUUCUUUCCUGGGGCAGUGUUCCUGAUCUCGCAAUGGUACACACCGAGGCAGACGCAGUUCCGGAUGUCGCUCCUCUAUUGCGCUGCCGCAAUGUCCGGAGCAUUCAGUGGCUUGAUGGCUGCAGGCAUCGCCCAGAUGAGCGGCGUUGGCGGGUAUCUGGGCUGGCGCUGGAUCUUCAUCCUCGAGGGCAUCCUGACAAUUGCCUUUGGUGUUGCAACCUUCUUCGUCUUACCAGACCACCCAACCCUCUCGAAGCGAUGGUUGUCCGAAGCCGAAAUUCGUUAUUGCGAGCACUUGUAUACCAAGCACCGAGGCGGAUAUGCCAAGCAGCAGUCGGCGGAAGGUGAAGUGGCCGUGAGCAAAGUCCAGAAGUGGAAGAUUCUCCGAUCAGUUCUACUGGACUGGCAGAUCUAUUGCCAGGCAUUGAUCUUCAUGUCUUCAUCUGUCCCAACAUAUGCCAUGAAGUUCACGCUUCCACAGAUCAUGGUCAACAUGGGCUUCAAGUCCACUAACGCACAACUGCUUUCGGCGCCGCCAUAUGUGCUUGGCGCUAUAAGCGCAAUCUGCGUCUCCAAGAUUGCGGAUCGCUUCUUCUGGCGCCUGCCGUUCAUCGUCGGACCGCUGUGCAGCGUUCUGACUGCUUAUUCGGUUCUGUUCUCGAAGAGUGCAGAGAUCGCCAACAACGUCGCUCUCUGCUAUACCUUCGUCUUCAUUGGCAUUGGCUCGCUUUAUCCCGUCGUUCCUGGAUGCAAUACUUGGACCUUGAACAACCUUCCCAACAAAGAGAAGCGCGCAAUGGGCAUCUCUUAUAUGAUUGCCUUGGGCAACUUAGGAGGAGUCAUAGGAUCCAUGGUGUUCCUCGGUGACGAGAAGCCAAGAUAUCAGACCGGUUGGAGCUGUUGUCUGGCGUUCAUCAUCCUCGGAAUGUGCUCAGCUCUGACGCUAGAGACGGUGUACAAGUACACCAACAAAAAGAGGGAUACAAUGGAUCGGCAGGAGAUCGAGGCGAAGUAUACCGUGGAGCAGUUGGAUGCGAUGGGUGACCGCAGCCCAUUGUUCCGAUACACUCUGUGA
Molecule: messenger RNA, 1545 nt
Organism: Cyphellophora attinorum
Lineage: Eukaryota; Fungi; Ascomycota; Eurotiomycetes; Chaetothyriales; Cyphellophoraceae
Product: putative transporter
Exons: 6
Coding region: 1-1545 (514 amino acids)
Biological process (GO): transmembrane transport
Cellular component (GO): membrane
Molecular function (GO): transmembrane transporter activity
Source: RefSeq, a predicted model, not a curated record